ACCCUCUCCGGGGGGGGGAGGGGGAGCGGCGCUGAGCCAAGAAGGCCGGCUAGUCUGCGUCGAACCGACAGGAGUGGGCAUCGGCUGCCGUCGAGUCCGUUGACUUGUGAACUUAUACCGCGGACUGAGGAGUCUUAGUUUCGAAAAGGUUUGACUGAGUCUGAUCGAACGGGUUCUGUUUAGUGUUUGCGUCGUGACUGGAGAAGACAGGACUGAAGGCCAGGCCUUCAAACACACUACAAGCCUCCCAGGGAUGUUAGCGACAAGGUGGUCGGCGAUGUCGUCCCCCCUCCUGCUGCUGGUAUCGGUGGUCUUCCUGCUGCACGUCCUGUCGCCCGUCUCCGCGCAGGACUCCUGCCCCGAGGGCACCAGCGAGGACAUGUGCAGGUCGUCGGCCGGCUCUCCCAUCUGUUCCGACCGGGGCGAAUGCGUCUGUGGGGAGUGUCACUGCGACACUAUGUACAUCAAGGGUCGGUUCUGUGAGUGUGACGAGCGGUCGUGUCCACGGGUCGACAAACUGAUAUGCGGAGGCCCCAACCGAGGUCGGUGUGCCUGUGGAACGUGCGCCUGCCAUCCCGGCUGGCAGGGGUUCGCCUGCGACUGUCCGUCAUCGACAGCUUCGUGCAAAGAGCCAGGCAGCGACCGGAUCUGCAGCGGUAAGGGUAGCUGCGAAUGUGGCGAAUGCCGCUGCUACCGACACGAAGGAGAGGCCUACAGCGGCAGAUACUGCGAAACGUGCCCGACUUGCCGGUCCAAAUGCGACACGUACCGCUUCUGUGCCGAGUGUCUGGCCUUCGGAACGGGUCCCCUGGCCAGCCAGUGUGAGACCGCCUGCGGUCAGGUGUCUGUCGAAAAAGAGGACGACCCCGACGUGUCCGACCCCGACGAGCGGAUCUGCGCGUUCCUCACCGACGGGGGAUGCCGCUUCCAGUUCGUCUACGGUCGUCUGGGCAAGCUCCGGGUGCGCAGGAAGCUCGAGUGUCCCAAGCCAGCCAUUUCGUUCAGUCCUGCCGCAUCUGAAGACAACGAGGGACCCGUCGACGCGGCUGCGGAGGACCGCAACGGCGCGACUACGGCGACAGCCUCGGUCGCAGCCCUCCUGACAGUGCUCGCUGCUGCCGUCUGGGGGCGAUGAAGUGAACUACAGAUGUGUGUUUUUGUCAGUAGAUGUAGUGCUAUAUACGACCUGCAAUCAUGCGCCAGACCACUAAUGCUCUGCAAUGGCCGAGUGAGGGGUGCUGUUCACCCGGGGGAUCAUCCCACCCUUUCUUUAAUAGGGUUUACCUCAACGCUUUUCCUACGCCCAUAUUUAGUACAUAAAAAAAAUAAAUGAGUGGUGAGCAUUGAGCGCACCACUAUCAGGCCAGCUAUCAUCCCUUUUAGUGGUUGACAGGUUUGAGCAUUGGUUUCUUCUUCCAUCAUUUGAAGCUUGGGCGGCCAGUGUACUUGCUAGUGUUUGCUUCUGCAUUUAUAGAUUAUCAGUUGAAACUGAUGACUAAUGCUUUCCUAGAUGCCUCGUGGACUGUGGGUUAUGUCCGAAUAUGCGGUGGAUUUUCUGUAAGAUAGGUACCUACCUACAAGUAGGUACCUAUGUUUUUAGGCAGGUACUGUUUUUUGUCGUUCCUGCUUUUCUUGUAGAUAGGCUGUAGGCAACGCCCGAAUAAAUAAAAUUUGUUACAUG
This is a messenger RNA of Amphibalanus amphitrite, 1681 nucleotides long. Its product is annotated as integrin beta-PS-like. The transcript is spliced from 6 exons. The record is from RefSeq and is a predicted model, not a curated record. Gene Ontology annotation, cellular component: cell surface; focal adhesion; integrin complex. Gene Ontology annotation, biological process: cell-matrix adhesion; cell migration; cell adhesion mediated by integrin. The coding region runs from base 254 to 1135 and encodes 293 amino acids. NCBI's taxonomy places the organism in Eukaryota, Metazoa, Arthropoda, Thecostraca, Balanomorpha, Balanidae. Gene Ontology annotation, molecular function: integrin binding.